UGUUCACAGCGGCUGUCUGUUUUACUGCUUCUUACAGAUAUAUUUCACAGCUGUAGUUAUCUUAGCUAGCAUUAGCUCCUCAAUCUGACAACAACAACAACAAAAUGCAGCUAAUUUCAGUUUAGCUAGCAACCUAGCUGCCCCUGUAAGUUACCACCUCCCAGUUUAUACACUCACUCAUCAUACAGGACACUUGACACUCUCGCUAGUUAGUUCUUAACUUCGCUAAUUCUAGUGCUGGACGGUAUGACCAAAAAUGUAAAUCACGGUAUUCUUCAAGAUUCUGACAGUUUCACCGUCUAUCACGGUAUUUUUAUUAUAAUUUAUUUAUAGUUUUUUGCAUGACUGGGCUUUAUUAUAGGUUUGUGACUUAAGUUACUCUACUGUCAGGAGUACAUAUAGCUAGCUAAUAUCAAAUAUUAAGGCUUUAACUCUUUUAGACUCUUUUAGCAUCCAUUGCAGUGGACAUCUUUUUUUAUUAUGUUUUGUUGCACAUCACACUAUUUUAGAGCUGUUGUCCAUCAGAUAGGACUGGGCGAUAUGCACAGAGCAGCUAACCUGUAAUUUAGGUGUUGGAUCUGUCUCAGCACUGCAGUGUUAUAGUGUGAUGUGAUGAAAUUGUGGGAUGUGUGAUCUAUUAUAGUGUGAUGAUGUGUGAUAUUGUAUGUUAUCGUGUGAUGUGUUGAUAUGUGUUAUGUGAUAUUUGUUGUUGUGUGUUAUAGUGUGAUGUCAUUGUGUGAUGUGUUAUUGUGUGAUCUAUUAUAGUGUGGUGUGAUGUGAUGUGUUAUAGUGUGUUAUGUUAUCGUGUGAUAUGUUUUGUUAUGUGAUAUUGUGUGAUGUGAUAUUGUGUGUUAUAGUGUGAUCUAUUAUAGUGUGAUCUAUUAUAGUGUGAUGUGAUGUGUUAUAGUGUGUUGUGUUAUUGUGUAAUGUGUUACUGUGUGAUGUGUUGUGCUGGUACAAGUAGAUUAGACACAGCACUAGCGUUUCAACUAGUGAUUAUUUUGGUAGUCGAUUAAUCUGACAAAUAUUCUUUUUCCAAUUUGUCAAAAAAAAUCUGCUUAAACAGCUGUUCUGAUAUUUAGUAAGACAUUAUGUAAUCUGUUGUGUCUGCCACUUUUGUUGACCAAGCUAAAUGUGAUUUGUGUUUCUGUCCCCAGCACUUUGUGUAGUGCAGUGUCAAAUUAACGAUUAGUCGUCAUUUUUUGAAUAAUCAGUAUUGUCCAUUAUGUCCAUUAACUAAUUGUGUUGCAGCCCUGCACAGCAGUGAUAUCAGCAUGACCACCACAACCAACUUGACCAAUCUAUAACAAAUUGGAUUAGUGCACAUUAUGCGCCGCUCUGCAGCCCCCAGUCAGCUUCAGGGCAAUGCUGUGAAGAGGCCGAGGUUUAUACCUCCUGCCCCCUCACAGACUGGAGUACUGGGCAAUGGAAUUAACAAGCAUCACCAGUCUCAGAGAGUGGAGAGCCAUGUUCCUGCACCUGAGGUCCAGAUAAGCUUGUCUGAGAGGACUGUUGAUGUUCCAGCUGUGCCCAAAGUCUCUGGGGUGUGUAAAGCCUUAGCCAAGGUUCUAAGUGCAGUCACCCCGACCGAGAGUAAAGAAAAUGCCCCGGAAUUACAGAGGGUCCCCCUGGAAUCAGAACAACACCUGGAGUCUCCCAAACCAAACCGACAGGAUCAGCUUAAAAAGCACACAGACACAACCUCUCCAGCUGCACAGUACUACAGUGUGGUGUGGUGCAAAGCAUCGUCAAGAAAGCAUAAGCGAUGGGAAGGCGAUGCUGUACUUGUGGCCAGGGGGCGGAGUGUCGUUCUCAAAGACAUGGAAGGACGAGAUAUUGGACGAGGGUCAGGCUAUAAGGCGUCUGAGCUGGAGAGCCUGUGUGAGGGCCAGACUCUGAUGGUGGGAGGGAAGCAGAUCGAGGUCAUGGGGGUCAUAUCGAAUGAAGACUAUGCCAAAGGGCGUUGUUUUCAGGACGCUGCCGUGGAUGUUCCUUUAGAAGCUGUCACCAGGGCACCUGUGAGCCGUCCUCUGGCAAAACCUUUUUCCAGACCAGCCCUGAAGGGAGGAGCCACUAAAUUAGGUCCUGAACCUGAGGGACCUGUCCCCAAGCCCCGACAUGACCCGAACGCCCCAGGAGCUCUUGUGAUGCCCCGACCCUCAGCCAAUCACCAGUGGCUUUGUAAUAAAACCGGACUCCCCGUGGUGGAUGUGGUUGUGGACCCCCAUCUGACGAAUCAUCUGCGGCCACAUCAAAGAGAGGGUGUGGUCUUUCUGUACGAAUGUCUCAUGGGGAUGAGGUUGGCUGGACGUUGCGGAGCUAUUUUAGCAGAUGAGAUGGGCCUGGGGAAGACGCUGCAGUGCGUGUGUGUUCUGUGGACUCUGCUGAAGCAGGGCCCUUACGGUGGACAACCUGUGUUAAAGAGAGGUCUGGUGGUAUGUCCCGGGAGCCUGGUGAAAAACUGGGGUGCAGAGUUUAACAAGUGGCUCGGCAGAGAGAGGAUCAGAGUUUUUACUGUGGACCAGGAUAAUCGUGUGCAGGACUUUGUGUCCUCUCCCCUGUGUCCGGUAAUGGUGAUUAGUUAUGAGAUGCUGCUACGGUCAAUAGAGGUCCUGAAGAAACUGGAUUUCAGCUUGGUCAUCUGUGAUGAGGGUCAUCGGCUGAAAAACAGCAACAUCAAAACUGCCGGUGCUCUUACUGCUCUGGCAUGUGAACGUCGAGUGAUUCUUACAGGCACUCCUGUCCAGAAUGAUCUUCAAGAGUUCUACUCCAUUAUAGAGUUUGUGAAUCCAGGCAUUCUGGGAACCUCUGCAGCAUACAGAAAGAUUUAUGAAGAACCAAUCAUUCGAUCUCGACAGCCCACAUGCACUGAGGAAGAGAGGUUUAUGGGUGAGGAGCGAGCAGCAGAACUUGCGAGACUGACCAGCGUGUUCACUCUACGCCGGACGCAGGAGAUCAUUAAUCACUUCUUACCUGAGAGGCUGGAAUGGACAGUCUUCUGCAGGCCCACAGAGCUUCAAGUGCAGCUCUACGAUGCACUGCUCUCCACACGAUCCGUCAGGGCCUGUAUCUCUGGAUACAACACGCUCAAUCACAGUCCGCACCUUGCCUGCAUCAAUGCUCUUAAGAAACUGUGCAACCACCCAGGACUCCUCUACAACACUGUAAAGGAGAGCACUGAUGAGUUGUAUGAGAGCCUGUCAGUAAAGCUGUUCCCCGAGGCCUACUCCACUGGCAACUUUUGCACAGCGGACUCUGGAAAACUACUGGUGCUCACAGACCUUCUCAAGGCUAUACAGCAUGUCAACCGCACAGACAAGGUUGUUUUAGUGUCCAACUACACGCAGACUCUCGAUCUACUACAAGACCUGUGCACUCACCUCGGCUACACCUGGUGCCGGCUUGAUGGGCAGACACCUGUUGCUCAGCGACAGCGAAUUGUGGAAUCCUUCAACAGCCCAUACUCCUCACACUUCCUGUUCCUGCUCAGCUCUAAGGCUGGAGGGGUGGGGCUUAACCUGGUUGGGGCCUCCCAUCUUGUUCUGUAUGAUAUUGACUGGAAUCCGGCUAAUGACAUCCAGGCCAUGGCCAGAGUGUGGCGAGAUGGACAGAAGAAAACGGUUCAUAUCUACAGAUUUUUAACCACAGGUACCAUAGAAGAAAAGAUGUACCAGAGGCAGGUGAGUAAGCAGGGUCUGUCUGGGACAGUAGUAGACCUGAAGAAAAAGGCUGAGCACAUCAGCUUCUCUGCUGAGGAGCUGCGUGACCUUUUCACCUUUGAGGCUAACACCUCCUGCCUCACCCAUGACCUGCUGGACUGCCAGUGCUUGGGGGAUGGGAGCACACCAGGUGAGUCUGAAGAGGUUACUGUGGCUGAAGGAAGAGCAUGUCAGUUGGGUCAUCGUGCCAACAGUUCCAGUCCCUGUGUUCCACAACGGGUCACCAUGUCUGAGCUCAUGCACUGGAGGCAUUUCUCUGGAGCCAUCCAGUCAUAUGGUGAUGUUUACCUAGACCACGCCCACCAGCAUGUUACAUAUGCCUUUCAAAGCUCCACUUCUAAAAGCCAAACUUCAGCUGAACAGAAUCUCCCAAAAACAUAAAUACUUGGACAGAUGAAAAUAAUCUAAUUUAAGGAUUCUAUUCAUUAAUGUAAAAUGCAAAUAUGUCAAAUUUACAAAACAAAUGGACUGUCUUGUUAAUAAACCUUUUGUUUUGUGCUGUC
This is a messenger RNA of Astyanax mexicanus (Mexican tetra), 4222 nucleotides long. RefSeq names its product RAD54 homolog B (gene rad54b). The transcript is spliced from 16 exons. Bases 1329 to 4100 code for a protein of 923 amino acids. Gene Ontology annotation, cellular component: nucleus. Gene Ontology annotation, molecular function: DNA translocase activity; ATP-dependent chromatin remodeler activity; ATP binding. Gene Ontology annotation, biological process: reciprocal meiotic recombination; double-strand break repair via homologous recombination. The record is from RefSeq and is a predicted model, not a curated record. Lineage: Eukaryota; Metazoa; Chordata; Actinopteri; Characiformes; Acestrorhamphidae.